UUUAUUUCCGGUGCAAAUACGUCGAAAAAUGACAGAUCUUAAUACAAAUCUUCAGAAUUAUCUUUCAAAAGGGAACGAAAACAGUAGUUCAGGUUUUGGUAAGUUUAAUUUAGGAAAACUUAACCUGUUUCAGAAGAAGAGCCAGCCUCUGGAUGAAGAUUUAGAACCAAAUGACGUGGCAAAUAGCUGGUUUACCAAGGCCAAAGCUGAUCCGUGCCUCCCAAGUUUAUCAAAAAAGCAGAGAAUCCUUGGCUUUGUAAUGUUUCUACUUCUGGGAACAUUUUGUUUUUCACUGGCUAGUCUCUACAUUCCUUUGCUACUUCUCAAGGCCAGAAAAUUUGCAAUGCUGUACACACUUGGAAGUCUGUUCGCUAUAUCAAGUUUUUCCUUUCUCUGGGGACCAGUGCACCAUAUAAAGCAUUUGUUUUCCGUAUCCCGACUGCCAUUUACUGCAGCAUACCUAGGAACAAUGCUAGCCACAAUAUACUUCUCAGUAUGGGUAAAAAGUACAGUCCUUACUGUGAUAUGUGCAGUUUUACAAGUCAUCACUCUUAUCUGGUAUGUCGUGAGUUAUAUUCCUGGUGGACAAACAGGUCUCAAAUUUUUCUCCAAAAUCUUUUAUGCUGCAGCAUCCAAGACUGUUCAGAAAACUCUCCCUGUAUAGCAGGGCUUCAUCUGAAGAGAAAAAUCUCCAUAUGUAUUGUCCAUUCAGUUAGUUGACUGGGCAUGGCUAUGUGAACAUUUAAUUGAAAAAUGUGGUUCCAAAUUUUAGGGAUAACAGCAUGUGUAAAAGUUUUUUUUCUCCAGUAUAAAUACAGUUGAACUUCGGUAUCUCGAACAUGGAUAUCUUGAAUACCAUGGAUAUGUCGAAGUGAUUGAGAAGUCCUAACCACGUAUUUCUUAAGUAUUUUACCCUCGAUAUCUCAAGCCCUAGGAUAUCUCGAAGUUUUAUCUCGGUCCCAUCGAGUUCGAGAUAACGAGGUUUGACUGUACCUGAAGUAUUCUUUACACAUAAAGAAUCCCUAUGUCAAAGUGGUCAGCUAUUGAUUUUUCUGUGGCCUGUCAUGCCAUCAUAUGUAUAGAAUCAUCAAAAUAGUCAUUCAAGAGUUACUCUACUUACAAAAGCAGGUCUCCAUGUUCUCUCAUCAUUUUUGUACAAUCAUCAUCCCAAGAGAAUCAUGGAUAGUGAUAUUUUAAACCUGCCCUGAACAGCUGUUAUUUUUAUAUAUAAAUGAAAUGUGUAAAUGUGCUAUGGAAUCCUCUGAUUGCUUAUUUAAGAUGAUUGUCUUUGUAUAUAAUAA
Saccostrea echinata is the source of this 1301-nucleotide messenger RNA. RefSeq lists its product as uncharacterized. Gene Ontology annotation, biological process: vesicle-mediated transport. Gene Ontology annotation, cellular component: membrane. The coding region runs from base 29 to 664 and encodes 211 amino acids. The transcript is spliced from 6 exons. The record is from RefSeq and is a predicted model, not a curated record. NCBI's taxonomy places the organism in Eukaryota, Metazoa, Mollusca, Bivalvia, Ostreida, Ostreidae.